UAACCAGAAUAAUAAUCAGCACUGUACUGAGAUGCAGGACUGUGGUGUAUGGAAUGAUGCUCCGUGUUCAGAGAAGAGGUAUUUCAUCUGUUAUAUUGAAACACACUAGGCCAUGGAUUGGCCUGUUCCGGGAUACAUGGGGAUGGUCAGACCUGUCAAACUCCUCAUUCCGUAACUGGAACAUUGGUAAAAAUAAUGAGAAUCAUGAGAAUGAUGAGAAUAAGGCAUGUGCAUUAGCACAGGUCAGUUUGAAUGGGACAUGGACUAUAACACCAUGUGAUAAAAAGCAUCCAUUCGUAUGCUAUGAUGAUAACCUGAUCUUGGUAAAUAAUAACAUGACCUGGAAUGAAGCCCUGAAUUACUGCAGAACGCACCAUUUGGAUCUGGCGUCUGUCCACAAUGAGGAGAUCCAGUACUGGGUCAGUAGGAUGGCUGAGAAGGCCUCCACUGAUCAUGUCUGGCUGGGGCUGCGCUUCUCCUGCUCCCUGAACUUCUGGUUCUGGGUCAGCGCAGAAAAUGUCUGCUACAAGAACUGGGCCCCAAACAACAUAUCCAACAGUGACUUGUGUGGAAACACAGGGGCAGUAAAAUCUAAAAACCCACAUUACUGGGUCAGCCUGCCUGAGACUGAGAAACUUAACUUCAUCUGCACCAAAAAGUCGCCUCUUUUCCCCGCCGGCACCAUGCCCCACGCCUCUGUGAACAAAUGGAGAAAGAACAUGUGGAGGCUAAAAUACAGUGUGGAGAUAUUUAAAAUUGACAAUUGA
Paramormyrops kingsleyae is the source of this 767-nucleotide messenger RNA. NCBI's taxonomy places the organism in Eukaryota, Metazoa, Chordata, Actinopteri, Osteoglossiformes, Mormyridae. The record is from RefSeq and is a predicted model, not a curated record.